AUUCGUUGCGUGGCAACCGCCAAAAAUUCCACGAAGAAGAAGAAGGAAGCGGAGGGAAUGUAUUUCCGGGUUCAUGCGGGACACGCGUGUUUUUCUGCGGACAUCAGCGAGGAAAAGACGCGGUGGGAUGGCGGAAGCGGAGCAGCAGAGCAGAGGUCUGAGGUUUGCGGAGCAGCUGCUGCUGCGUCACGGCUGGGAACAAGGUAAAGGCCUGGGGCGGACCGAGAGCGGCCGAUCCGAGGCCAUCAAGGUGAAGGUGAAAUGUGACAAAGGAGGGAUCGGCCACAGAGAAGGAGAGCAGUUCAGCUUCCACUGGUGGGACCAUGUCUUCAAUAAAGCCUCGUCCAGCCUGCAGGUGGAGGCGGACCAGAACCGGGUCACACUGAGGAAGACUGCUGAGGAAGAGGAGGGAGCGAUCUCCAACAAGAAGCCCCGUAAAUCUCUGCAGAGCAAAGACAAGCUGUACGGCUGCUUUGUGAAGUCGGCCACGCUGCUGUCGGGUCAGGAGCUGCCAGAACCAAAGUCCAAACCGGCAGAAGAAGACAGCAGUUCUGAUGAGGAAGAGGAGCAGAAGCUGGAUCUGUCCAGCACCACCGGGCUUUCAGACGCGGAUCUGAUGAAGGUCUGUGGAGGACGAACGGCUCAUAAGGGCGCCCGCCACGGCCUGACCAUGAGCGCCAAGCUGGCCCGGCUGGAGCAGCAGGAAGCAGAGUUCCUGGCCCAGUACAGGAAGAACCAACACAGAGGAGGUUCUGCAGCCGACCGCGUCACAGAGGAGACCAGGAGGUCCACAGACAGACACCAGGACGUAAACGGAGAUCCACAACCAAAGAAGAAGAAGAAAAAGAGGAAAGAUGGAGCUGAGGGAGGAAGGGAGGCAGCAGAUGUUCUGCUUCCUGUGGAGGACGGCGAGGAGCGGCCGGCCAAGAAGAAGAAGAAGAAGGUGGAGGAGAAUGAAGGUGGAGGAGAUCCAUCUGCUGCAGAGGAACCAGGACAGAAGAAGAAGAAGAAGAAACGCGCUCAGCUCGAUGCAGAACCGGAGAGAGAUGAUGGAGAACCCAGAGCAGAGCAGGAAGUCAGUGUUACCAUGACAACAGACAAGAAGAAGAAGAAGAAAAAAUGGUGUGAAAGCGAAAAAUGAUCAGAUGGAUGAACUGGUUCUGAUCCGCUCAGCUGGAGUCCAGAACCUGCUGGUUCUCUCUGCCACUACCAUGUUCUAAUGGACCCAAUCAGAACCGCACCUGGACUCCAUCAGUCCCAUCGGAGCCAGACUGGGAUCCAGUCCAUCAGUCCAGAAUAACACAUUCAGCCGUAGCUCACCUGGUCUCUGACAGCGUCCAGGUGUGCAGAGCUUUAGCUCACCUGGUCUCUGACAGCAUCCAGGUGUGCAGAGCUUUAGCUCACCUGGUCUCUGACAGCGUCCAGGUGUGCAGAGCUUUAGCUCACCUGGUCUCUGACAGCAUCCAGGUGUGCAGAGCUGUUUGAACUUUCCUGGUUUUCUCAGACAGAUCAAACAUCUGCAGGAAGCUCAGCCAACUGCUCUGGUAGGAAAGACUCUCUGUGGAGAAGAAACCAGAUGAGGAGGACAAAGACCACCUGGGGGGGGGGCUUUGUUUUCUAACCCCGCCCUUCAAAACCUUUGGCCACUGAAGUCUCUCCGUUAUUUUUUAACAUUAUUUUCUUAGAUUUUCCUUUGGAUCCAUUUAUUCAUCCGGUUCUGAACAGCAGGAAUAAUAACAAUACAUCCCAGUUUGUUUGGAUCCCAAUUAAACAUCUAAUUAAUCAGCUUCACACUUUUCUAAGAUUUCAUUUUAUUCUAUGAGAUUAAAACCUUUAGAGAAUAAAUCA
This is a messenger RNA of Cyprinodon tularosa, 1848 nucleotides long. It is a transcript of the gene gpatch4, whose product is annotated as G patch domain containing 4. Gene Ontology annotation, cellular component: nucleolus. Gene Ontology annotation, biological process: regulation of ribosome biogenesis. Gene Ontology annotation, molecular function: nucleic acid binding. The record is from RefSeq and is a predicted model, not a curated record. The transcript has 8 exons. The coding region runs from base 74 to 1141 and encodes 355 amino acids. Lineage: Eukaryota; Metazoa; Chordata; Actinopteri; Cyprinodontiformes; Cyprinodontidae.